CACAACGAAAACAAAAUACUGCACUUCUGUUGGAGUCACAGUUAAGCAGCCAUACCUCUGCUCACUAAUAUUGAAGCACGUAUAAAUCACCAUGUCUUCUGUUGGGGAGUCGUAUAAUCGAGGAUCUCUCGUAGCUGUCCCUGAUCCAGCUAAAUUCUACCGAAAAAGAUUAUGUGCUUCAGUUGGUGGUGGAGGUAGCACAAAACGUCAUCCAGUCAAGGCCGUUUUAGCUGGUGGUAUUGCUGGAGGCCUUGAAAUCUGUUGCACGUUUCCGACGGAGUAUGUCAAGACACAGAUACAGCUGGAUGAAAAAGCCGCCCUGCCCAAGUACAAAGGGCCAAUAGACUGUGUAUCAAAGACAGUUAAGAGCCAUGGUGUUUUAGGCUUAUACAGGGGAUUAAGCUCUUUACUUUAUGGAUCUAUACCUAAAGCUUCUGUUAGGUUUUCAGUUUUUGAAUAUCUAAAAAAUACGAUGUCAGAUGAAAAUGGAAAGAUGACACAAGUCCAGACCCUUGCUGCAGGACUUGGUGCUGGAGUAUCAGAAGCUAUAAUCAUUGUUUGCCCUAUGGAGACCGUUAAGGUGAAGUUUAUCCAUGAUCAGACACAAUCAAACCCUAAGUACAAGGGAUUCUUUAGUGGUGUCAGAACUAUUCUUAAAACAGAAGGAUUUUCUGGUGUUUACAAAGGUGUAACUGCCACUGUCAUCAAACAAGGAACAAAUCAAAUGAUUCGAUUCUUUGUGUAUUCUAAUCUCAAGUCCUGGCUUCAGGGAGGGGACCCUAGGAAAGAUAUUGGUUCUAUUAAGACAUUCAUCAUUGGUGGCAUUGCUGGUGCUGCUAGUGUGUUUGGAAACACUCCAGUUGAUGUAGUGAAAACAAGAAUGCAGGGUUUAGAAGCUCAAAAAUAUAAAAAUACCCUAGACUGUGCCAUUAAAAUAGCAAAACAUGAAGGCCCCAAAGCUUUCUACAAGGGAACAGUGCCACGACUUGGAAGGGUUUGUUUUGAUGUGGCCUUUGUCUUCACAAUCUACGAAAAUGUUAUGAAGCUAUUCGACUACGUAUGGGUUACGAAUUAAUAAUGACUCACUCUGGCUUUAGGAGGAACAUGAAGGAAUAACCUAUGAUUAUCAAUAGUAUAUAUCAUACUCCGUUACUAGUGGUAUAAUAGAUAUUUUUAUGAAUGACUGGAUAAGAAAUGCCWAGUUUUUUACUACUACCAUGUCUUAUGCAACUUGUCUCUCAAACAAAAUAGUUGCAGGCUGAACAAACCUAUGUUACACACAGCACAAGUUUGUUGCCCCAGAAACCCCCCCCCCCCCCCCCCCCCCCCCCCCACUCCACAAGACAAGUUGCACAUGAAAUUGUAACCUGUAACAGGACCUUAAAAGCCAGCCAUAGAAACCACAGCUUUAUAAAGCAGGGUUCGUGCUACUCCUUAAACUCCUUGAAAACUCCUUGAAUUUAAUUUACGUUUUCAAGGGCACUUGAAAAGCUCUUGCAUUUUAUGAUUUUAGCGAAACUCCUUGCUUGCAUGGUUCUGAAA
Molecule: messenger RNA, 1542 nt
Organism: Actinia tenebrosa (Australian red waratah sea anemone)
Lineage: Eukaryota; Metazoa; Cnidaria; Anthozoa; Actiniaria; Actiniidae
Product: tricarboxylate transport protein, mitochondrial
Biological process (GO): mitochondrial citrate transmembrane transport
Cellular component (GO): mitochondrion
Molecular function (GO): citrate secondary active transmembrane transporter activity
Source: RefSeq, a predicted model, not a curated record